Molecule: messenger RNA, 1763 nt
Organism: Diaporthe batatas
Lineage: Eukaryota; Fungi; Ascomycota; Sordariomycetes; Diaporthales; Diaporthaceae
Exons: 2
Coding region: 99-1676 (525 amino acids)
Biological process (GO): regulation of DNA-templated transcription
Molecular function (GO): zinc ion binding; DNA-binding transcription factor activity, RNA polymerase II-specific
Source: RefSeq, a predicted model, not a curated record
GUGAGCCCCACCUGGUUGCCGCCUAAAAUGCUGGAGACACCUGGUUGAAACGAGAUGUCUUGGACAGGGAGGGCUCUUGGCCAUUUCAUACCUUGGACAUGCUGAAGGGUUGGUCCAAGAUGUCGACUGAACGAACAGCAGCCCCAGUACCCGGCAUCUCAUCACGCAGAUUUGCUUGUGACAGAUGCCGGGUGCAGAAGGCAAGAUGUCUUCGAGAGCAUGCAGACCAGACAAGGUGUGAUCGAUGCAUCCGCGCGGAUGCCGACUGUGUUACCAGCCCGAUGAGCCGGCGACGCAGCUGGCAAAUCAUCGCCUACGACAGCCCAAACGUGCCUAUGCUUGGCGACGGCACCAAGAAACGCCAACGUCGAGGACAGCAGGAGGAAGACUUGACGACUCCCAGCGAGUCCAGCGGUACUUUCGGUACGCAAUUUGCGAACAGCAGUCACAGCGGAAGCCCAUUCUACAGCGACCAGUCCGCUGCUUUGACGAAUCCUAGCAACAUUCUACCUCGAACCCUGCCAGAAUCUUCGGCACAACAUGCGGCAGGGAAUGUUCUGGGAUUCGAGGGCAUUUUCUCUCAACCUGCAGAGACUUCACUCGAGUAUAUCCAAGGCAGCCUUGGUCUUUCUGAUGACUUCUUUAUGCCAGAAGCGCUGUCCGCAGCCCAGCCCGGUCCACACAUUCCGUCUGGUCUAUCUCGCGACUAUCUGAAUCCCAUAAGAGCCGCAGGCCCGCAUAUCGCUGACCCCAGUUCAACAUCCAACGAACCGACCCCAGAAUCUGGAUUGGACGAAACUCCUGAUAGCAGGACCAGCGGCGAAACUCCCCAGCAAGAUGCAGGUAGUCCUCUUCAGCAACUUUCCAGGCUCGAUUAUGAGCUUGUCACUCUCUUAACUGUCCUCGACAAGGGUCGCACUCAUGUCACAAUGGACACCCUCAUCUCCCCCAUCGACGAAUCCAAAUCCUCGAAGCCUGCAGUGGAUGAAAUACUGAACAGAACGCGAGAGUUCGUUGACGUGCUGGAGGCUUUUUCUGGGCCAGCCUCAUCUGCCGCGCCUCGAAUGUCCCAAAACUCCUUCAAGCAUCGCUCCUAUCCGGCAGACACGAGCCGUGGAAGUGUUGAAAUGGAUCACGAUACGCCUUCAGACUCCUCCUCACAAUCCUUGACUUCUGGAUCAUCAUCCCCAUCUUCGUUUCUUGGAAACUCCGAUUCACAACCUACAGCAGUUUUGGACUCGACCUCUCUGCUUGCCAUUCUGACUGUCUACAUACGUGUGCUACGACUACAUUUGGUGAUAUUUGCCAAUGUUUAUGACCUGCUCAAGGAGACCUCCGAAAGUGACGACCGAGUACUAUGUCCAGUCCCUGGUCUGAACUUCAGCUCUUUUCCAAUACAAUCUGGCAACCUCCAAACAAUCAUUCUCAUCCAGAUUGUCACCAGCCUUUUUGAGCGCUUAGAGCCACUUCUGGGCCUACCGCGUGAGUUUCGCAUUGGAGAUAGGGAUUCAGAGGCUCCUGGUCUAUUUGGUCAACAAGGUUUCAUGAAGACAGCCGUUUCUAUCAUCGGAAACGAGGAAGCGGGGGCCUCGGAUCGUGGUAAAGGUGGCGUAAAGGCGCUUCGGUGGCAUAUCAAAAAGGCAAAGCAGCUCCUGAAAGAAAGCAUCGCCCCUUAGAUAAGAAUAGUGCAAUGCAGAAUGCAUGGAAGCGGCCCGAUGAUCCUAGAAUACAUCUGCUCGGCCGGUUUCGAAUUGCCUCCUCAA